CCUGCUUUCUAUAGUCCCGGGAGCAAAACUCCAUCUAUUCGUCUCUAUUUCUCUCUCUGUGCGUCAGAAGAGCCACCAUGUCUUCUGAUUCUACCCACAACAAUACGAGAGGCGGACCUUCUUCUCCAGACGAUUCAUACUCAAGUCCGAUCGACAACACGUUCUCAUCUCCCGGCGGCAAUGCUAAUGGCAGAAGGCGAAGACGCUCAUCACUCACUCCGCCUCCCCAGCCCUCCCGGUUUGCCGCCACGGAUGCGACCCCAACCCCAUCAAGCACCCAGAGUAGGAGAGCUAGGAGGGGCGGUACUAGGGUUACCCCGAUCGCUACCCCCACGUCGACGGACGAUGCACCACCCUCUUCGGAGGGUGGGGAGGGCGACGAUGCGGAAGAGGCCACUCCGAUGUUUGUUUGGGGAACCAACAUCAGCGUAGAGGACGUCAAUGCUGCUAUACUCCGAUUCCUGAGGCACUUCCGCGAUCACCCAUCUCACACGGAGGGGAAAUACAUGAGGGCAAUCCAUCACAUUCUUGAUGUGGAAGGGGAGUCACUUGAUGUCGAUGCUCAGGAUGUCUACAACUACGAUUCCGACCUCUAUACCAAGAUGGUUCGGUACCCACUGGAGGCGCUCGCAAUCUUCGAUAUUGUUCUCAUGGACUUGGUCAGCCGCAUCAAACCUCUGUUCGAGAAGCACAUCCAGGCUCGAAUUUUCAACCUCAAAUCAUCCACUUCCUUGAGGAAUCUAAACCCAUCUGAUAUCGAGAAGAUGGUUUCUGUGAAAGGUAUGAUCAUCCGUUCUAGUUCCAUAAUACCCGAAAUCAGGGAAGCUGUAUUCCGAUGCCUUGUAUGUGGAUUCUAUUCUGAUCCUAUUGUUGUGGAUCGAGGCCGAAUCAAUGAACCUACUAAGUGCGGGAGAGAGGAGUGCCAGACACCGAACUCUAUGUCUCUGGUUCACAACCGAUGCAGGUUUGCGGAUAAGCAGAUUGUAAGGCUCCAGGAGACACCAGAUGAGAUCCCUGAGGGAGGCACACCUCAUACUGUGAGCUUAUUGAUGCAUGAUAAGCUCGUGGAUGCUGGAAAGCCGGGUGACAGAGUCGAGGUGACUGGGAUUUACAGGGCAAUGAGUGUCAGAGUAGGGCCAGCACAAAGAACCGUAAAAUCUUUGUUCAAGACAUAUAUUGAUUGUCUUCAUCUAAAAAAGACCGAUAAAUCAAGAAUGCGGGCUGAGGAUCCUAUGGAUAUUGACAAUGGAUCUCGCAACAAUGAUGAGGAAUUCCCCCUUGACUAUGAGCAGAAGGUAGAGCAAUUGAAAGAGCUUGCAAAGCAGCCAGAUAUCUAUGAUAGGCUAACAAGGUCCCUUGCACCAAGCAUAUGGGAACUGGAUGAUGUAAAGAAGGGCCUUCUUUGCCAGCUGUUUGGUGGGAGUGCUUUGAAGCUGCCAUCUGGAGCCAGCUUUCGUGGUGACAUCAAUAUACUGCUUGUUGGUGACCCUGGAACCAGUAAGUCACAGCUGCUUCAGUACAUACACAAGCUCUCACCCCGUGGCAUUUACACCAGUGGAAGAGGAAGUUCUGCAGUUGGUUUGACUGCAUAUGUCGCUAAAGACCCUGAAACGGGUGAAACAGUUCUGGAGAGUGGGGCCUUGGUCUUAAGUGACAGAGGCAUAUGUUGCAUAGAUGAAUUUGAUAAAAUGUCAGAUAGUGCACGGAGCAUGCUACAUGAGGUGAUGGAACAACAAACUGUAUCAAUAGCAAAGGCGGGAAUUAUUGCUUCCCUUAAUGCUAGGACUUCUGUUUUGGCUUGUGCUAAUCCAAGCGGUUCACGCUAUAACCCUCGCUUGUCUGUUAUUGACAAUAUACACCUUCCCCCAACCUUACUGUCGAGGUUCGAUCUGAUUUAUUUAAUCCUCGACAAGGCCGAUGAACAAACAGAUAGGCGUCUUGCAAAGCAUAUUGUUGCUUUGCACUUUGAGAAUCCUGAGAGCAUUGAGCAGGAUGUCUUGGACCUUCCAACUUUAACUGCUUAUGUGAGCUAUGCUAGAAUGCACAUUCAUCCACAGUUAUCUGAUGAAGCUGCGGAAGAAUUAACAAGAGGGUAUGUUGAGAUGAGGAGAAGAGGCAACUUUCCAGGUAGCAGCAAGAAGGUGAUAACUGCAACUGCUAGGCAACUUGAGAGUCUAAUACGUCUUAGUGAGUCUUUGGCUCGGAUUCGUUUUUCAGAAUCGGUUGAAAAACAAGAUGUUGCAGAGGCAUUUAGACUUCUAGAAGUUGCUCUCCAACAGUCUGCAACAGAUCACUCCACUGGGACUAUUGACAUGGAUCUCAUUACCACUGGAGUUUCUGCAAGUGAGAGGAUGAAACGAGAGAAUCUCUUAUUGGCAACCAGGAACAUAAUUAUGGAAAAGGUGGAAAUUGGAGGACACUCAACCCGUUUAUUGGAAUUGCUGGACGAGCUAAAAAAGCAAAGCUCCGGAGAGGUCCACCUCAAUGAUUUAAGGAAUGCACUUGCCACCCUUGCAAGCGAGGGAGUUGUCGUUGUUCAUGGUGACAAUGUGAGGAGGAUUUGAUCAGAAAGGAAGAGAACUACUGCAGGGAAGCAAUGGGCGCCAGCAGGUUAAUACUAUUCCAUGAAUUGCAACUGUUGGAUGACUAGGAGCUUUAAUGAUUUAUUGUGGAGAUGGCUUAAUGGAUUCUGCACGUACAAGUAUACAACAUCAAUGAAGAGCUAAGGAGGAUUCCCCAUGUACAAGGCUUCAAUGAAUGGUCCAAGUGAGUCGUGGCGCCCAUCAAGUCAUUGUAUUGAUCAUUAUGUAUUCUAAGAGCAAAUGUGAUAAGGGGUUAUCCUUCUGUGAUUGAGGUUUUGUUCUGUUCUUGAAUGAUUUGACAUUUUUCAGGCAAUGGAUUAAUAUCCAAAAAAGUGAGAUCCUUUACAGUAGGAA
Molecule: messenger RNA, 2936 nt
Organism: Telopea speciosissima
Lineage: Eukaryota; Viridiplantae; Streptophyta; Magnoliopsida; Proteales; Proteaceae
Product: DNA replication licensing factor MCM4
Exons: 18
Coding region: 78-2564 (828 amino acids)
Biological process (GO): mitotic DNA replication initiation; DNA replication; double-strand break repair via break-induced replication
Cellular component (GO): MCM complex; nucleus
Molecular function (GO): ATP binding; ATP hydrolysis activity; single-stranded DNA binding
Source: RefSeq, a predicted model, not a curated record